Molecule: messenger RNA, 2494 nt
Organism: Mandrillus leucophaeus (drill)
Lineage: Eukaryota; Metazoa; Chordata; Mammalia; Primates; Cercopithecidae
Gene: GALNT12
Product: polypeptide N-acetylgalactosaminyltransferase 12
Exons: 10
Cellular component (GO): Golgi apparatus
Source: RefSeq, a predicted model, not a curated record
CUGCAGCUGCAGGGCGAGGAGCUGCGGCUGCAGGAGGAGAGCGUGCGGCUGCACCAGAUUAACAUCUACCUCAGCGACCGCAUCUCACUGCACCGCCGCCUGCCCGAGCGCUGGAACCCGCUGUGCAAAGAGAAGAAAUAUGAUUAUGAUAAUUUGCCCAGGACAUCUGUUAUCAUAGCAUUUUAUAAUGAAGCCUGGUCAACUCUCCUUCGGACAGUUUACAGUGUCCUUGAGACAUCCCCGGAUAUCCUGCUAGAAGAAGUGAUCCUUGUAGAUGACUACAGUGAUAGAGAGCACCUGAAGGAGCGCUUGGCCAAUGAGCUUUCGGGACUGCCCAAGGUACGCCUGAUCCGCGCCAACAAGAGAGAGGGCCUGGUGCGAGCCCGGCUGCUGGGGGCGUCUGCGGCGAGGGGCGAUGUCCUGACCUUCCUAGACUGUCACUGUGAGUGCCACGAGGGGUGGCUGGAGCCGCUGCUGCAGAGGAUCCAUGAAGAGGAGUCGGCAGUUGUGUGCCCAGUGAUUGAUGUGAUCGACUGGAACACCUUCGAAUACCUGGGGAACUCUGGGGAGCCCCAGAUCGGCGGUUUCGACUGGAGGCUGGUGUUCACGUGGCACACGGUUCCCGAGCGGGAGAGGAUACGGAUGCGAUCCCCCGUCGAUGUCAUCAGGUCUCCAACAAUGGCCGGUGGGCUGUUUGCUGUGAGUAAGAAAUAUUUUGAAUAUCUGGGGUCUUAUGAUACAGGAAUGGAAGUCUGGGGAGGAGAAAACCUCGAAUUCUCCUUUAGGAUCUGGCAGUGUGGUGGGAUUCUGGAAACACACCCGUGUUCCCAUGUUGGCCAUGUUUUCCCCAAGCAAGCUCCCUACUCCCGCAACAAGGCUCUGGCCAACAGUGUGCGUGCAGCUGAAGUGUGGAUGGAUGAAUUUAAAGAGCUCUACUACCAUCGCAACCCCCAUGCCCGCUUGGAACCUUUUGGGGAUGUGACAGAGAGGAAGCAGCUCCGGGCCAAGCUCCAGUGUAAGGACUUCAAGUGGUUCUUGGAGACUGUGUAUCCAGAAUUGCAUGUGCCUGAGGACAGGCCUGGCUUCUUCGGGAUGCUCCAGAACCAAGGACUGAAAGAUUACUGCUUUGACUAUAACCCACCCGAUGAAAACCAGAUCGUGGGACACCAGGUCAUUCUGUACGUCUGUCAUGGGAUGGGCCAUAAUCAGUUUUUCGAGUACACGUCCCAGAAAGAAAUACGCUAUAACACCCACCAGCCAGAGGGCUGCAUUGCUGUGGAAGCAGGAAUGGAUAUCCUUAUCAUGCAUCUCUGCGAAGAAACUGCCCCAGAGAAUCAGAAGUUCAUCUUGCAGGAGGAUGGUUCUUUAUUUCACGAACAGUCCAAGAAAUGUGUCCAGGCUGCGAGGAAGGAGUCGAGUGACGGUUUUGUUCCACUCUUACGAGACUGCACCAACUCGGAUCAUCAGAAAUGGUUCUUCAAGGAGCGCAUGUUAUGAAGCCUUGUGUAUCAAGGAGCCCAUCGUAGGAGACUGUGGAGCCAGGACUCUGCCCAACAGAGACUUAGCUAAGCAGUGACCAGAGCCCUCCAAAAACUAGGCUGCUCUGCUUUGAGGAGGGAAUCAUUUUGCCGUUUGUAAAAGUUGUGUUCCAUUUAGUAAAAAUGUGAAUAAGCUUUGUACUUAUUUUGAAAACUUUUUAAAUGUUCCAAAUACCCUAUUUUCAAAGGGUAAUCAUAAGAUGUUAACCCUUGGUAUUUAGAAAAUUAAAACCUUAUAAUAUUUUUCUAUCAAGAUGUAUAUUUUACAGUCAAGCCUUUUACUUUCAUUAGCAAAAGGUAAAGAUUUUAUUUUGAUAUUUCCAAGAAUUCCCAGGUAAGAAGAUAUCUGCAUGGGUGGAAACCGGGUUCAAACAAUGUACUUUGCAUUAACUGAUAAUAUCUCAGCUGUGGGGUUAAAGUUUUCCCGGUAUAGAGAGACUGACACUAGAAACACUGUAUUGGUUUAUUCAGGUCAUUGAGAUCUUCUAGAUGUAUUUUUAAAAGAAUGCUUUUUGGUUAUGUGUUGCUACCACAGUUAACACUCCAUAAUGUUCAUGUCAGCCAAAGAGGACUAAUCAAAGCUGAAAUCUCAAAGAACAAUUUGCUUUACUAAGCUAAGUAAACUUGAGAGGGGAACUUCUAACAAUGCCUCACUGUAGUGUGGUUGGUUGCCUUUAGCAACUACCACUAUGACUUUAAAACAUGUUUAUACCAUUUUUAAUUUUUAUCAGACAGUAGUGUCAGGGAGAAGUGUAAUGUUCUAUAUGAAAUUCCUUUUACAAGUUUGUUCAUUAAUGACAUUUAGUAAUUUAAAUCAGCGUUCGACUUUGUGCUGCCGCAACUGCUGUGAAAAUUUCUUUGAGUAAUUCUGAUUUGUGAAUGAUCCCAGAUCAACCCUGAGAUUUUGUAAACCUGAUUAAGUCAAUAUGAAUGAUUAAAAAGAUGUGAGAACACUG